This is a messenger RNA of Phaeoacremonium minimum UCRPA7, 1770 nucleotides long. RefSeq names its product putative deoxyribodipyrimidine photo-lyase protein. The coding region runs from base 1 to 1770 and encodes 589 amino acids. Gene Ontology annotation, cellular component: cytoplasm; nucleus. Gene Ontology annotation, molecular function: FAD binding; DNA binding. The transcript has 2 exons. NCBI's taxonomy places the organism in Eukaryota, Fungi, Ascomycota, Sordariomycetes, Togniniales, Togniniaceae. Gene Ontology annotation, biological process: entrainment of circadian clock by photoperiod; circadian regulation of gene expression. The record is from RefSeq and is a predicted model, not a curated record.
AUGCCGCCCAAGAAGGGAGCGAAGCGCGCAGCGCCGACAAAUGGCGCGACCAAUGGAGCAAGCAAGAAGCCUAAGGUCAAGUCCUCAGACCCAUUGCGCGAACCUCACCCAUUCUACCAAGAGUCCGAAGAGAAUGGCAUUGUCCUGCGGAAGUUCUACCCACACGAGAUGAGCAACGCUCGUGCACGGGCGUACAACAGCGACGAGUUACCGCGACCUAUUGAGCUGCUGAACUCGGCUAUGGCCGACACAGUAACCCAGAGGAAGAAGGUUGCAGUCAAGGAUGCGGUUGUUCACUGGUUCAAAAUGGACCUUCGCACAGCGGACAACCGCGCGUUGUCUCUGGCAGGUGAAAAGGCGAAGGAAGCCGGGGUUCCUCUUAUUGCUUUAUACAUUGUCAGCCCCCAGGACUUCGAGGCGCAUCUGACGUCGGCUCCCCGCGUCAACUUCAUGCUGCGCACAUUAGACAUCUUGAGAGCCGAUCUCGCGAAGCUCGACAUACCGCUGUAUGUUGAGACCAUUGAGAAGAGGAAAACGAUCCCAAAACGCAUAGUCGACCUGAUGCAAGAGUGGGGUGCGAGCCAUUUGUUUGCAAAUAUGGAGUAUGAGGUGGACGAGCUCCGUAGAGAAGCAGACAUGGUGAGGACACUUGCCGAGAAGGGCUUGUCUUUCGAAGUUGUUCACGACACCUGCGUUGUGCCGCCAGGUAGCCUUACCAGCGGAUCCGGCAAGCCAUACGCCGUCUAUAGCCCCUGGUACAGGUCUUAUGUCGUGCAUCUGCAGGACAAUCCUGAGUUGCUUGAAGUAGUGCCACCCCCAGCUAAGAACGCACCCGCGGCGCGGAAGAAGUUCGCCAAGCUGUUCAGCUGCAAGAUACCGAACGCCCCGAAUAACAAAAGCCUAAGCGCAGAAGAGGCCAUGCGCUACGAGGCCCUAUGGCCACCUGGCGAGCAUGAGGCGCAGAAGAGACUGGACAUGUUCUGUGAGGAGAAGGUCGGUACGUACGCAGCUAAACGAAACUUCCCGGCUGAGGUAGGGACAUCGUCAAUCUCGGUCCAUCUGUCCAGUGGCACGUUAAGCGCACGAAUGGCAAUCAGAACAGCGAGAGAUCGUAACAAGACGAAGAAGCUCAAUGCCGGGAAUGAAGGCAUCCAGACCUGGAUCGGAGAAGUAGCAUGGCGCGACUUCUACAAGCACGUGUUGGUUCAUUGGCCAUAUGUGUGCAUGAACAAGCCCUUCAAGCCUGAAUACUCCAAUAUCGAGUGGUCUUAUGAUCAAGAACACUUCAAAGCUUGGACUGAGGGGCGCACUGGCUUCCCAAUUGUCGACGCUGCGAUGCGCCAACUCACACAUGUAGGAUGGAUGCACAAUCGCUGUCGGAUGAUUGUCGCCUCCUUUCUGUCAAAAGAUCUCCUCAUCGACUGGCGAAUGGGCGAACGAUUCUUCAUGGAGCAUUUAGUGGACGGCGACUUUGCAAGCAACAACGGAGGUUGGGGUUUUGCGGCUUCUGUGGGUGUCGACCCGCAGCCGUAUUUCAGGAUCUUCAACCCUUUACUGCAAAGCGAGAAGUUUGACGCAGACGGAGAGUAUAUCCGCAAAUGGGUCCCGGAACUGAAAGGUAUUGAGGGCAAGGCUAUCCACGAUCCAUAUGGACGAGGGGCGGGCGCACAGGCGAAGAAGAAGGGCUAUCCUGAGCCGAUUGUUGAGCACAAGGGGAGCAGAGAGCGGGCUCUUACGGCUUACAAGAAGGGAAUCGAGAGCGAUAUGUGA